GUGGACAAAGGAAUCGGCCAACCUUCUACCAGGAACCAUCGUCGUCAUCAAAGAGGACAACUUACCGCCCCAGAAGUGGCUGCUCGGCAGAGUCACCGAAGUAACGCACGGAUCGGAUGGCAAGCUUAUCGGUAUCUCGAGGAACCCUGUGGGCUUCACUUAAGUUACAAAAUAUUUAAUGGCUCGAAUGCUGAACAAUCAGGCUGGAUGGCAGCCAUAUAUAGUUCAAAUAUGUUUCAGUGUGGCGGGACGCUGAUACACAAACGCUUUGUAUUAACUGCUGCUCAUUGUGUAAUUGGUCGACAAAACUUACUCGUCUACUUGGGAGCAUACAACAUAAGUCAACCCACUGCUCAGUACAAUGUCGUCCACGUAGAGGUGCACAGUUCAUAUGGAUUGUAUGUGAACGAUAUAGCCUUACUUAAGCUGUCCAGUAGCGUCGUCUACAAUGAAUCAAUCUACCCAAUCUGCAUUGUUCUGGAUAAGGAAAUUAAAAACCAAGUAGAGAACACAUGGCAGUUCAAAACUUUUGGAUGGGGAAGAAAACGUGACGGCCAGACUAGCGACAUUCUUCAAACGGUUACACUUAACAACUUAUAUCGAUCCGAGUGCGAAAGGAUCUUUGGAGUGCAAAUUACUUUCAAUCGGAUUUGUGCUGGGAGUACUACUGGAGAUACGUGCGGUGGCGAUUCAGGUGGUCCAUUGACCACUGAACACAAUUUUCGCCAAACCCAGAUCGGGAUUGUGAGCUACGGUUUACAAUAUUGCAAUGGAAUAGGAGUUUAUACAUGUGUGACUAGCUAUGUAGACUGGAUUGAGGGUACUAUAAAAAGGCUGGAUUAUGCGGAUGACGAUAACUCCCAAGGCUUACGCAAUUAUGAAAAUAUUUGGUUGUAUAGAGAUUGCGGUGGUAACGAUAUAAAAGAUCACUUGCACGCGUUCAUUGCUGGACUUAUUUUCAAAACCCAGGGCGUGCUGAUCACAGACCAAUUCGUCCUUACACAUGUCACAGGCUUGCCAUGUAUCCGAAUAUUUAUAACUGUGACUGUGAAGCAUGGGAGUAGAGUCAUUGGAGAGUACGAAGUUGACUCAAUCUUUAAACAUCCGGAGUAUUCUUUUCACUCAAAUGAUAUAGCUCUGCUAAAACUUAGUCGACGAGUGAAUUAUCCCUAUGGAGUUAAACCGAUCUGUCUGCUAGCAAGAGAAAACCUACUGGUUUCCCUUGUGAUGGAUAUUGCUCCCGAUUUCAUUGAUCCCUUCGAUUGUAAACUCAGAACUGGAAAUUCCAUCCAACCUACGCAAUUUUGUAAGCAGUUCGAGACCGAUAACAUCGACACUGCUGGCCUUAUUGUUGGCAAAAAUGUGCAUUAUUUGUCAAGGAAUUGGCUAGUUUUGCAUGGUAUUGUUAGCUAUUCAUCUAAUGGUCUUUACGUUUUUGAAAAUGUUGUAAAGCACAUGUAUUGGAUUGCUAGUACUGUAAAUGAAAAUUAAAAUAUAACUCUUGCAACAUGCCAGGAACCGCAAUGAAUUAAUUUAAGGAACUGAUUCAAAUACAUUUUCGAUAUAA
Molecule: messenger RNA, 1567 nt
Organism: Drosophila subpulchrella
Lineage: Eukaryota; Metazoa; Arthropoda; Insecta; Diptera; Drosophilidae
Exons: 8
Coding region: 208-1491 (427 amino acids)
Biological process (GO): proteolysis
Molecular function (GO): serine-type endopeptidase activity
Source: RefSeq, a predicted model, not a curated record